Messenger RNA from Gadus macrocephalus (Pacific cod), 5606 nucleotides. RefSeq names its product centrosomal protein 135 (gene cep135). NCBI's taxonomy places the organism in Eukaryota, Metazoa, Chordata, Actinopteri, Gadiformes, Gadidae. The coding region runs from base 219 to 3734 and encodes 1171 amino acids. The transcript has 26 exons. The record is from RefSeq and is a predicted model, not a curated record.
CGUGUAACGUCUAUCAUUUAUUAUAUGCGUGAGGGAAACAACGGAUUAUGGUGCAUGUGAAUCCUACCUUCGUCACAUGAGAAGCUGAACUGUUGGACUGGAUGCUAGCUGUGUACAAGGUGGGGUGGCAGUAGUGGUCAUGGAGAUGGCAUUGCUAAUGGUGCUUUGUGUUAUCAAGACAGAACUUGGACUGCUGCCACACGAGUAGAUAUUAAAAAAUGAGCACCACCGCAGAGAGGAAGUUCCUCAGUCUGAGGAGACGUCUGGAUCAGUUGGGGUACCGUCAGCCACUGGGCAUCGAGACGUUACCACUGGUCGAACAACUAUUUAGUGAUAUGAUACACACAACCGAGAGUUUGCGCAAUGCCAAACUUUCUGCUGGGAAAACUGAAAAAGAAGGCAGAAACUUUGACGCUUUACUGGAACCAUACAAGACCGACAAUGCCCGGGUGGUCAAGGAGAACAACGAGCUGCACCUCGCCCUUCUCAGGUUAAAAGAGGACAAGGACCGUGUUUUUAGAGAGCUCAAGUCACAUGUCCGAAAACAGGAGAACGACACCACUGACCUGAAGUUCCUAAACAACCAGUACGUGCACAAGGUGCGCUGCCUGGAGAAGGACAGUAAGACCAAGUCUGAACGCAUUCAGCAGCUACAAGAGAAGAACAUGCAAGCUGUGGUACAGACACCAGGAACAGAUUUGUUCCAUUUGAUAGGUGGGAAGAAGCGCAGCAUCCCUUUCAGACGCCAGAGAAUGCAGAUAGACGAGCUCACACCUCCGCCUGCCACCUCUGCAUAUCCCGUGCCACAGCCAGACGAUCCCUACAUCGCUGACCUGCUGCAGAUGGCAGACAUGAGGAUUCAGGAGCUCCAGGAAGAAAUCAUGAUGGUCAAACUGGAUCUGGAAAAGUCCCAGGACUGUAUGGAGCAGCUGAACCAGCAGAUACAAGGGAGUGAUAAAGAGGUUCAGCGUCUGAACCACGCCCUUAGCGGGGGACGCCCUCACAAUGUCCUCUCCCUAGAGGCCCAGAAUGUCAGCAAUGAGAAAAUGAUUGCCCACCUUAACCUGCAGAUAGAGUACCUGCAGGCGGCCAACAGCUCCAUGGAGCAGAAGGUGGAGGCAGCGCAGCAGAGGAAGCAGGACGCCUCCAGCGAGUUUGCCGACCUGUCGGUGAAGAACCAUGAGCUGUGCCAGGAGCUCAGCCACAUCGACCACCUGGCCAAGCAGCUGGAGAUGGACAAGGAGCUGGCUCUGCAGAAGGCCCACCAGGAGCUGCAGGAGGCCCAGAAGGAAAUUCAGAGGCAUCAGAACACCAUCGAAGACCUCAAGAAUGUCAUCCAAACAAUUAGAAGGGAUCAGACUAAGGGGGACUAUGAAAGGAACCAUCUGAGUGACCAGCUGGUAGAAGUACAGCAGCAGAGAGACCAGCUGGAGGGUCUGGGGAACUUCAUGGAGCAAGACAAAGCCAGGCUUCAGGACAAAUUAGAGAAAAUGACAGCAAACGACAGAGAGCUAAUGCUGGAACUGGAGACCAUGCGCGCCAAGCACGGCAUCUGCAGGAAGGAGCGCUCUCCGUCCCGCCUGGACGCCUUCGUCAGGAGCUUAGAGGAAGAGAGAGACCACUACCGGAAGGUGGCAGAGCACUAUAAGAGGGUCCGCCGACCAGAAAGCCUGAGCCUCAGCCCCAUCCGGAGCCCAGGCCAGGAGUCAAGCCCCAACUCCAGGAGGCGAAGGAGCCCUGGGGAGGCAGAGUUAGUGCGCGUUGCGAAGGAGCGAGACGAUCUGAAGAGCAUUCUUCUGGGAAUCGAGCGGCACAUGGAGGACAUCCAGACGGACGUACAGGCUCUCCGUGUAGAAAGAGACCAGCUCAAGGCUCAACUCAAGCAGCAGCAGGAGGAGCUAGGGAUAGGCCGUAGCGCUGUGGGGGCUCCUGAUGAAAUCUCGCGGCUAAGGAAGGAGAGGGAAAAGGCAGACUCUGAGCUCCAGCUGGUCACCUCAGAGAGAGACGUCCUCAUGGAACGCUUUAAGGUUUCCCAGAGUGCAACUCUGACAGAGAGACGGCAGGAUGAAAGGAGGAUUGAAGAGCUCGAGAAUAACAUCAAGAGUUUGGAGCAGGAGCGGCGGGAGCUGCGUUCUCAGCUGCUGGUUUUGAAGGAGAAUAGGGAGGCGGAGGAGGAGGAGCUCCAGACACGCUCAAGAGCUCUGGUCCACACUGCAGAGGAGCUGGCCCAACACAGGGCUGAGAGCAGCAAUCUCAGGCUGCUGCAGGACCAGAUGGAGCACUUGCUGUCCGACGUCCAACGAAGACUGUCGGUCAAAACCAAUGAGCUCCAUGCAACCCAGAUGCACAUCACACAACUGGAGGAGAGACUAGGGGUGCUGAGUGGCGUGGUCUCCUCCCACAAGGAGGAGGUGGCUGCUCUUCACAAGUCCAUCACCGCCUUGGACCAGGAGAAGGACACCCUGCAGGACGAGGUAGACCUCAAGACCGAGAGGCUGGUGAAGCUCCAGGAGGAGCUGGCCAGGAAGGAAGAGCCCCUGGAGGAUCUCAGAAUCACAGUCACAAACAUGGACAACUCUCUAAGGCAGCUGAAGGGCUGUGUGGGCAGUCGGGACAGGGAAUUAGCCAGCCUGAGGAGACAGCUGGACUCAGCUCAGGGGGAGGUGGUUGAGCACGGCCGAGCCAAGGACAUGGUGGUCCGGGAGAACCGGAGGCUGCAGGAGGACCUGGCCACCUUGACCCGGGAGAACCAGACCUUGCACGCGGAGAUGGAGGAGGCCAUGCACGAGAAAGAUGAGCUCAAGUCCAGAGUUCUCUCUUACAUCUCUGAGGUGGCCAGAAUCGAGAAACUGAUUACUACCAAGGAGCAGGAGAGCCAGGAUUUGCUAGAGCGGUUCCGCCUGGCACACACAACGCUGGAGGAGCGGGAUCAGAAGCUCCAGCAGGCCCAAGGCUUAACCAGCUCCAUCCGGCUGGAGCUGCUCUCCUCCGACACAGAGCGCAGACACCUCCGCCAGACCAUCAGCCACCAGGAAACAGAGAUCCAGCAGCACAUGCACGCCCUGCAGGCCUACGAUGCCCAGGUGUCCUCGCUGGCCCGAGGCAUGGCCCGCCUGGAGGAGGACCUGAAGGGGGCACAGGAGGAGAAGGCAGCCCUGCUCUCGGACCUGGCCUCCGUCAGGGAGCUCUGUGUCAAGCUGGACUCUGGCAAAGAGCUGACGGCCUGCCACCUCACCUCCAAAAGCAUGGAGCUGGAGCGGCUGACCGGAGAGCUUGAUGAUGUUCGCUCAGAGGGUGAGCUUCUGAAGAAGCAGCUGGCCAGCGAACGGCAAACGGUCCACAACCUGGAGGCUCUACUCUCCAACAAUCGGCAGAAGGAGUUCCAGAGCCACCUGAGUGCCAGUGAGAAAGAGUCUGAGUUGAGGGUGCUGCGAGAACGCCUGGCACUGGCCGACAGCAAGACUGCAGGACAUGCCAGGGAGGUAUCUCAGCUCCGAGGGAGAGUGUCUCAGCUUCAGACAGAGAUGGACAUCCUCAAAAGACAGUUGACUACAGAGCGCUUUGAACGCGAGAGGGCUGUUCAGGAGAUGCGCAGACAGGGAGUUUCUUUCUUGUCGCUGCGUAGCUCCUCCCCCCUCAGCCCACGGCCCCCCUCCCCCGAGCACUCCAUCCUUCGAACCCCAGACCGCUCUGCUGAGAAGCUGCCAGAGAAAAGUGUGAGCUUUAAGGAGUAGCAGCCAAGCCAAGCAGACAAGAAAAAAAAAGAUAAAAGAUUUCCCUGGAAUUUCUCUUUCCCUGAGACACUGCUAUGCAACCCGGUAUACACACCAGACUGGCUUCAGGAUUCAACUGCAGAAGCAUCCUGGAAACCUUAGGUCCUCCUUCUGCAUUAAGUUCCAUCCACCAAAAUUAAAAUCAUGAUAUUUCAUGUAACAAAAUGAUUGCACAUAAUUUGACAUGAAUUAUCUCACCAAAUUUUUGACAUGACCUGCCAAGUGUUUUUCUUCAACGUUUGUUAUGAUGUAUUAUUUAUUGUGUAUGUAUGAUAAAAUAUUAAAUUAUUACUGAAUAAAAAGAUGAACUGGCACCCCCCUGCUGCUAUUUCUAAUGUGCUGUCUGCUUAUGGUUUGAUAGGCUCACUGAGGGGGAGGGGCAGGGGCAGAGCCUUGUAGAAGGAAACGCACCAUGUCGUCGUUUUGCACCAUGUCGCCUUUAUCCAAACGAGACAUCACUCCAUCGGAGUCUCAGCUCAGAGGGAGUGUCUCCGCUUCAGAAAGAUGGAUGUCCUCUAGAGAGUUGACUACAGAGCACUUUGAACGGUGAGGUGCUUGGUAGCCUCUCCGGACCAGUGUUGAAGACAUGUAGCAGCAGCAUGGAAAUGGCUCUUGAGAACGACUGCUUGAGAGGAAGUACAUUUUUAAAUUAUGUAAAGAAUGAUUAAAUUUAAGAGGCAGUCUUGGUCAGUUACGAUAUUCCCCUUUUUUUCUUUAAUUCCUAAAUGAAAAUUGUAAAAACAUCAUUAUUAUAAACAGGGUUGUGAAUAAAACGUUUAAUCGUACAAAAAAAUUAUCUAGUAGACUAGGUUUGAUUGUAAACUAAAAUUAAUAACAUUCAAAUGAGUGGCUGGCAGUAACCUGUUAAACGUGGCAAUUUGUACAAUUGAUUCAAGUUUUAGCGGUUUAACAUGCCGCAACUUUCAGUCUUUGGAUUAACAGACACAUUUUGUAAAAAUGUAAUGGAGGAACAAGUCAAUACAAAGACAUACUUAAAAACAUACUUCAAAAAUUCAAUGCUCAUGUGUUGUAUUUACGUAUCUACGAAUGAUUCGGAUGUCCGAUACGAGUAUGGUAUGCAUCCCUGCUGUGCCCCCAAUAUAUCCAUUAAACAAGACUCCCUCUUAAUAUAAAUUAUGGGUCUGCUACCAUUAAAUACCAGGGCAUGACAUUGAAGUAGCAAUGAUGAAUAUCUUCACUUUGGUCUACCUGCCCCCUGACGCAUCCACAGUGCGUUUACAUGACACUCAAGAAAAUCUAAUUAUUGGCUUAAUCCGACUAUUAUUGGAUUAUUCAGAUGCACGUAUACGGUUUGGUCUGACUAAAAUCAAAUCGAAUCGGGUUACCCAUAGUCGGAUUAAGACCCCUAGAUUAUUCGAUUGAUAGUCGCUAUUUAGCGUGCAUGCAUGCGUUAAAUUCGAUUGGAAUUGCAUUUUGCAUUCUGCGCAUGAUCGGGAUCUUUUCCCGGAGCCGUGAGCCGAAAGUAUAAGGAGACGAUACUUGUGUUGUCUCCAUCGGAAAACGAGAAACAGCAAUUUAUUUAAAAAGGUGGCCAAGAAGAUGGAAGAAGCUGGUGUCUUGCCAAUGUAGUUACCCCCUAUAAGUGUAUCAUCAUCAAGCAUUCAGUACACACUACACAUCUGUUACGAGAGUAGCGUAUGUGUGUACACGAGAAUGGCAGUGUGUGUGUGAGUGACCUCAGCGAGUGAGUGAAUGAGCGAGGAGAUUGAGCAGUAGCGUGUGUCAGUUUCAUGAAUUUAACGAGUCCGGUUAUGUCUGUUCAAAUGUGUACUGUAAAGUUUGUGGAACUACGAAUAAAUUACCCAGCCCUUC